Messenger RNA from Thrips palmi, 1608 nucleotides. Its product is annotated as UPF0415 protein C7orf25 homolog. The transcript is spliced from 8 exons. The record is from RefSeq and is a predicted model, not a curated record. Lineage: Eukaryota; Metazoa; Arthropoda; Insecta; Thysanoptera; Thripidae. Bases 55 to 1272 code for a protein of 405 amino acids.
CAAACACAAACAAAGUCUCCAAUACGAUCAGAAAAUUUUAUUUUUUCAGGAGUCAUGUCUCUAGAAAAAGAACUCGAGACCAAAAUCGUCCUGGGAGAGAAGCUAAUGUCAUCAUUGUCAGAAGUGUCUCAUGUAAGAGGCUGUCAAAAGCUUAUGAAGAGGCUACAGCAAGAAACUAAUUUUCUCCGGAAGGUGUUGGAGAAACAUGAUGUUAAAAAAGAACAUGUGAAAUGUACAAAUCUAGGACAUCUGGAGGCUUUAGUCAAUUGCAUUUUAGAGAACUGUGAUGGCUGUAAUGGAAUAUUAGAAACUCUAGAACUACGAACCAGUGAUGAAAGUAAAAGAGUAUGUGUUGAUGUUGUUGCUGACAAUGGCCGAACAUGGAUUAAGGUUGUUGCUCGUAAUCCGAAAGCACUUUCCCUUCUGUCAGCAGGUGAAGGUGAAUAUGGGCAAAGGACUGUAACUGACCAAGCCAAGGAAUUUCUUGCCUGCGCUUCUCAACAUCCAUUUCAUUUCAAAGCUCCUAAGGUCGCCUUUCACUUUGCCAAUGGAAUAGAAAUCCCUUUAGCUACUUCUUUGGAAAAAUUGGGUUUAGAAGUCAGGGGAAAUCGCAUAGGUAAAGCUCAAUGUCUUCAUGAAGAUGACUCCUGCGAUUCUGACUUCGAUGCAAGCUCUGACGAAGAUUGUGAAGGUGAUUGUGACAGCAGCUUUGAAAUUGAUGAAUAUCCCUGUUGCGGAGAGGAGGUUGGCAGCAGCUCCAGACAAGCGGACAGAUUAAAUCUUGAUGUAACUGCCAUGAUUGCCUAUGUGUCUUCACUGACCAAUGGUGGAUGUCACUACAAAUUCAAGGAGCCUUUGCUGACACAGCAAGCGGAAUGGGAAAGAAAACGGCCAGCCAAACCCCUGCUCGAUCAAAUAUUCCAAGGGAGAACUCUAUAUUGCUGUAGCACAGCACAUAAGGAUUUCAGAAACAUCAUUGAAACUUUGGGAGGUCCAGCUGAAAAAGAGAGAGCAGAAUUACUCUUGAAGCGUGUUAAUGUAGUUCCUGACAAAAUGUCAAGGAGAACUGAACAAUACUUACGAGAAGGUGGGAAGGUGAAACCAAGAUCCAGAAAGAUAUUUGGCACAGGGGAUGAACUUCGUGCCAUCACAGUCACAGCUAAUGAAGGUUUUGUGAGAGCUGCAAAAUCGCAGGGUGUCUCUUAUGCUGUUCUAGUCCACGAAUCCCGAGCUCUGUCAGAGAGUAAAGAAGCUUAUGCUGAAUCUUUAUGAAAUGUUUUUAACUAUUUGUAAGUAAUUUUCAGAGUGGGCUUGAAUGAUAUUAAUUGUUGUUUCUUUUUGUGAAUGUUAAAUGGAAACAAAUGUGCUGUCCUGUUUUGCUGUGUUCAUUACCUGUUCAUAAAAUGAAAACAGUAACAUCUAUUUUUUAUAUGUACAGUGUACAAAUAUUAACUGAAAAAGAUUGCUUGUAAUAGUCAAUUAUGAUUUUGAAUAAUUUUAAAUUAACUUCUCUUCUUAUUCUGUCAGGGUAUUUGUGCUAAUCAAUGAGGAUGUGAUAAUUAUCUCCAACCAAAGUGAAAUAAAAAUAUGUUUGUUUUGAUAAACUAA